Messenger RNA from Cutaneotrichosporon cavernicola, 741 nucleotides. RefSeq lists its product as uncharacterized. The record is from RefSeq and is a predicted model, not a curated record. The transcript has 3 exons. The coding region runs from base 1 to 741 and encodes 246 amino acids. NCBI's taxonomy places the organism in Eukaryota, Fungi, Basidiomycota, Tremellomycetes, Trichosporonales, Trichosporonaceae.
AUGCUCGUCUCCCUCUUUCUCGCCGCCUCAAGCGUCGCCGCGCAAGCCAACGUCUUCGCCGGCGGACCCGUCAACGAUAUCCGCGUGUCGGUCGACCACGUCGUCCAGUGUGAGCAGGCCACCAUCUCCUGGACUGGCAACUCGGGUGCUGUCGACGUCCAGAUCGGCCUCGGGGGAUAUUACGUUGGGACCAAUUGGAUCGCCGAGAUUGCGGCCCAGACCGGCAGCAGCACUUCCUGGACUGUCAAUCAGGCUGCAGGCGCAGGCACCCUAAUUUUCCAGGUGACGGACACGACCGGCGCCUUCAACUACGUCCAGAAUAUCGCGAUCCAAAGCUCGGACAAGUCCUCGUGCCUCACUGGCGAUGGCAGCCAGGCCGCGACCACCUCCGCCCAGAUUUCCAAGUCGAGCGAAUCCCCCGAAUCGGGUUCCUCGAGCUCGGACACAAACCCCCCGGCGGAUAGCCCGACUCAGAGCGCCGGUGACCAGGCGCCGGGCACGGACCAGAACUCUCCGUCGUCCAACCAAGCCGCCGACGCCACUUCGACCCUGACGGUCGACUCGUCGCCCGCCCGCGCCGAGUCUCCUUUGGCAGCCAGUGCGUCGGUCGCUGCUGUCUCUGUUGCCCGGCCUGCUGCGAACGCGUCGCCCUCAAUUUCAUCCGCUGGCUCGGGUGCGCAGCACGUAAGCGUCGCUGCUGGCGUGAUCAUUGUGGGGGCUGCGCUGGUCGCAACUCUGUAG